Messenger RNA from Exserohilum turcica Et28A, 3051 nucleotides. RefSeq lists its product as uncharacterized. The record is from RefSeq and is a predicted model, not a curated record. Lineage: Eukaryota; Fungi; Ascomycota; Dothideomycetes; Pleosporales; Pleosporaceae. Gene Ontology annotation, biological process: establishment of cell polarity. Gene Ontology annotation, molecular function: cytoskeletal regulatory protein binding. The transcript has 3 exons. The coding region runs from base 1 to 3051 and encodes 1016 amino acids. Gene Ontology annotation, cellular component: cytoplasm; cell tip.
AUGGCGGAAGAGCAGACUUCGAUGCGCUCGUCCCAGGGCUCGUCGUCCUCGUCGCGGCGUGCGCCCAAGAAUCCCCAGCAGCAGCUCUCCCAGAUUGAAAAGUCCGUCACACAUCUGCUCGUCGCGACAAAGCAGCUCCUUGAAACACUGACGCUCUGGUCGCGCGGCACCGCCACCGAAAGCGAGGUCUCCGACGUCUACGUCCGCCUGGGCUAUGAGUUCAACAUCGCCUCACGCGCCUUCAAUGCCAUCGGCGUCGACACAAACGACCUCGGAAACGUUCCAGAACUGCUGCGCGGGAUCCUGGAAGAGACGCUGAGCCAGGAAGCUUCGCAGGCGAGCCUCGACAACUUCCUGCCGCGCAUACGAGACAUCAUCAUCAACCUACUCCACGGCCUCAAGAAGAAGCAACAGCGGUUACGUCAGCGCACAGGAAGAGAUGGCUCGCUCAACGGAGGCGGCAGCCCCCGGCAGGGCAGCGUGGGCAGCUCGGGUGAAGUCGAGGACACGCAGCAGCCCCGUUCACAGAGCCAGAGACUGCCUUCGAGAGGCGAGAGCCCGUCGUUUGGUGGGCCUGACCUGCCCCCACGCUCAUCCUCAGUCGCAGGCGGAAGUGGAAGCGGAGGCCGCGCAUCCCCCAGCAAAUACGACGUCCUUCCCUCCAACCCAAAAUCGAGCCGCUCCACCGCUUCAAGUCAGCUGUCCACCGACUCGUCUUCCAUGUCGAGUGCUACCGCCCAGCAAACGUCGGCCGCCACUCCUUACCCCUCGGACGAUGCCAUGCCCAAACCACCAGAGCCCCCGCAACAACAACAACAACAACAACAACAACAGCAACAGCACAGCUACCCUGCCGAUUUCCCGCCACCACCGCCCACGCCGCCCCAGGAAGAUGCACUGGCUGCGCUGCAAAGAGGUGGUGAGCUAGAGCGGAGGGCUUCGCGGAGAUUCUCCGCAUAUCAGAUUCAGAAGCAUCUCGGUACAAACGGCAUACCGCUUCCGCCAGUUCAGAACUCGCCCAUACCGAAUAGGGGUCGGGAUGUCCGCGAGUCUAUGAAUGCAGUCCGGACAAGAGCGUCUACCAUGCACAACCGGCAGCGGUCCAACCAACCAGGAUCACAACAGCGGCCAGCCGUCGAAACCAAAUUCUCUUUUGAUCAACCCAACGACAGGCGCAUCUCCGAGGAAAGCAGCCAAGGCAAAGCACCGAGCUUUCUGCCGCCCCAGGAAGCCGGGCCUGAAGACAGCCCGAUCCAAAAGACGCCAGACGACAAGAUUGGUGGGCCCAAAUUCCCCGACGGCGAUCACGUUUCUUUGGGUGCCACUGUCAACGGACCAUUGUCCGAGCCGGCUGAGCUCGGAACUGAGUCACCCCCCAAAGACACAAACGCCAGGGCAGCAGCCAGUCGCAGCAGUUACAGGACAAAGACACCCUCUCCGCAACCCACACAUUUUAUCCCAGAGCAGUCACCCCAGCAGGGCAAAGAACUGACUCUAUUCCUGCAGUACAAGAGCAAGAUCAAAAAGUAUGUUUUUACUGACGGCUCCGAACUCUCUUCCGCUCGCUUGCAACUGGCUUUUAUCGAAAAGUUUGCCUGGGACACGCACCGCCAUGGCGACUUACCCGAGAUUCAUAUCCAAGACCCGGUCUCUGGUGUGCGAUACGAGUUGGAGGAUAUUCACGACAUCAAAGACAGAUCGGUCCUCGUUCUGAACGUAGAGCAGCUGGACGAAGUAAAGAAUCACAUCGAUGACAAGUUUGGUGGCCUCAGCAAAUUGGUGGAGAGUAUCAAGACGGUCGUUGAGGAUCAGCAAGCUACGAUACAGCGCGUUGCUGAACGCCAGCAACAGACUUCCAAAGAGCUUGCUGGCAUAUCAGCAGCCCCACUAUCUUCAAAUCGCAAUUCGGCUCUGCUGGCUUCGCGCGCAUUGCCAGUGGGCCCGCCUGCUGAAGGCACGAUUACCUCCGCCACUCAGCUCAACGAGGUGCAGGCGCUACGCCGGGAUCUAGCAGUCGUCCGGCAGACAUAUUCGUCUUUUGUUUCGGACAUCCAGGCCAGCAUGGCAACGAUUCGCACAAAGGCUAGCCAGGUCAAAUCGACUGCCGUGAAGGUGGCUCUGCCCUCGCUAGACGGCGAUAGCGGUCGUGCAUACAUCAACAAUGGAAAGAAGGCUUUGCAGGAUGACUCGGAGAAGAUUGUUAACAGGGUAGAUGAUUUGCAGGAUCUGGUUGAAGACCUGAGAAAGGACGUGGUAAUGCGUGGAGUUCGACCUCUGCCCCGCCAACUCGAGACUACAGCCAAGGAUCUGUCAAUGGCUACUGCAGAGCUCAAGAAGUUGCAGGAUAUUCUGGCCAAGGAGAAGCCGCUCUGGACCAAGAUUUGGGAGCAAGAGUUGCAGACAGUGUGCGAAGAGCGAGACAUGCUUACCAUGCAAGAAGAACUCGCGGCCGACUUGCAAGACGAUCUCGAGAAGGCGGCACAGACGCUGGAGCUGGUGGAACAAGCGACUAAACAGCAAAACCUGGAAAGCGAGAAAGAGAGCGGCAAGGGAAUGCGCUCUGCCAGUGGUCGCAGCAUGCUCAAUGCAGUUGCCCUGGACAAGGUCGUAGAUCCCCGACAAGCCCGUGAUGGUGUCCUGGGCGAGGUCAAGGCCCUGCAGCCAAACCAUGAAGGCAGACUGGAGGCUAUCGAACGAGCUGAAAAGGCACGACAACGCGACCUUGCGACGAGAAACGACGAUGAGUUCAAGCGCGAACUGGGCAGUUUUGUUGAAGAGGGCAAGCUCAAGAAGAGUGGUGGUGUGGAGGAAACCGAGCGUCUCCGCAAAGCAAAGGACGAGCGGGCGCGCAAGGAGAACUUUGAGAGAGAAGCUGCGCGCCAAAGAGCCAAAGCAGAGAAGCAAGCGAGGGAGGCUGAAGCUGCCGCAGCUGCUGCGGCAGCUGCCGCCGCCGCUCCAGAAGGAGAUGGCGCUGAAGGCGAGAAUGCAGAGGCCGAAGCCGCACCAGAGCAUGCAGAAGAGACUAAGGGAGAUGAAGGUGGCCCUGCCUAG